Molecule: messenger RNA, 1194 nt
Organism: Ylistrum balloti
Lineage: Eukaryota; Metazoa; Mollusca; Bivalvia; Pectinida; Pectinidae
Product: galanin receptor type 1-like
Exons: 3
Coding region: 1-1194 (397 amino acids)
Biological process (GO): G protein-coupled receptor signaling pathway
Cellular component (GO): membrane
Molecular function (GO): G protein-coupled receptor activity
Source: RefSeq, a predicted model, not a curated record
AUGGACGACUAUCACGGCUCAUCACCUUUCAAUGGCGAUUUUGAUUUUUACGCUGAAAAUUUAUUUCAAAAUUUUAACGAAUCGACUGAUGAUCUCAUGAAUCUGAACUAUACAUUUGUGUUAGAGAGCGAAGCAGACGUGACAGAGAGACGGAUCGUACCCCUGGUGUUUCUAGUAAUAUUCAUCGUUGGUAUUUUGGGAAACGCCAUGGUGAUUUUUGUGUUUUUACGUAAUAAGGCCUUUCGGACAAUUACUAACAUAUAUUUACUGAACUUGGCGGUAGUGGACUUGCUUUAUCUAUGCCUGUGUGUGCCUUUUACUGCCGUGUUUUACUGGAUAUCCUACUGGCCCUUCGGAAAUACGCUUUGUAAACUAGCAUCCUACCUCAUGGUUUGUUGUAUGUCUCUUCACGUGAUGACCUUGACAGCUAUAGGCAUUGACCGUUACAUGGCAGUUGUUCAUCCUGUUAUGUCAAGAACAUUGAGAACGAAAAACAGGACGCUCCGUAUCCUUGUUGCUAUUUGGUUCAUUUCUAUCACCGCAUUUUCACCCGUAAUCAGGAUUACCCGGGAGAUUGUGUCGUUUAAGACGUUUUGUAUGGAAACUCUCGAGAAAGCUCAAAUGAAAAUAUACGUUACAAUGCUAUUCAUUUUCAUGUAUGCCAUACCGCUGUUCAUCUUGGGAUUCUGCUACAUCGAAAUAGCCAGGAAAAUGAGAACAAUUUCUUCGGUAGGACUACGAUUUAAUCAAAUGCGCAUAGCGACCAUUCAAACAAGACAGAGAAUCCUAAAGGUGUUUUUUGUCGUGACCUUGACCUUUGCUAUUUGCUGGCUUCCAUUACACGUGGCAGCCAUUAUGGAUGGUUUUGGAAUGACAAACAAUCAAUUUUUGUACUAUGUGAAAAUUUACUCGCCUUGUUUUUCCUAUUCUACUACAGCAACGAAUCCCGUCAUUUACUGCUUCGUAAGUAAAACUUUCAGAAAAUUUUGUAAGGCAACCUUUAUCUGUGAAAACGUUAAUAUAAAUACGAUGUUGUUUGGUGAAGAAGGAGAAGUGAUGUCCAACUUACCACGAACUCGUAGACGAGAACAGCGGGAACUCCUUUCUUUGCCUCCCAGAAGAGACAAUGUAAAUGGUAGGCAACCAUUAUUUAUUACAGUUCGUCCAGCAGACUUGCUUUACACACAGACGUGA